This is a messenger RNA of Hippocampus zosterae (dwarf seahorse), 3299 nucleotides long. It is a transcript of the gene epha2b, whose product is annotated as eph receptor A2 b. Gene Ontology annotation, biological process: cell surface receptor protein tyrosine kinase signaling pathway; protein phosphorylation; axon guidance. Gene Ontology annotation, molecular function: protein binding; ATP binding; transmembrane-ephrin receptor activity. Lineage: Eukaryota; Metazoa; Chordata; Actinopteri; Syngnathiformes; Syngnathidae. Gene Ontology annotation, cellular component: plasma membrane; neuron projection. The record is from RefSeq and is a predicted model, not a curated record.
CGCCUGUGCGUGUGUAUGCAGAGCGGCGCUCCGGAGUCGGUCAGUCACACCGAGAGCGGACAACGAACGAGCGUGCGAGACAGGAGGCGAGUGGAGCAAAUGGAAUUUUUAACAGGGGUCCGACCGUUCUCGAUAUUCACCUAUGUGCUCAUUAACGGCAUCCUUGUCACCCUGCAAAGCAAAGAAGAGGUGCUUUUGGACAUGAAGGCCACAGGAGGUGAGCUGGGCUGGUUGACUUGGCCUUUCGAGCAGGGAGACAAGCCCGGGUGGGAGGUCGUCCAACGGACCCUGAACGGCUCUCAGUUUUACACCUAUUCUGUUUGUAACGUUGGCGAACGCGAGCAAGACAACUGGCUGCGCACCACUUUCAUCCAGCGGCGUCCGUCAGCCUCGCGCGUCUUGGUGGAGCUCCAGUUCAUUGUACGCGACUGCAACUCCUUCGACGGCGCGUCCAUGACCUGUAAGGAAACCUUCAACCUCUUCACUUCCGAGUCCGACGUGGACGUGGGCACCACCUUCCGCAAGGGUCAGUUCAAGAAAGUGGCCACCAUCGCUCCCGACGAGAUCACCAGCAAGAACGAGCUGCGCAUCAACACGGAGACUCGGGUGGUGGAGAACCUCUCUCGGAAAGGCUUCUACUUGGCUUUUCAAGACAUCGGCGCCUGUGUGGCGCUUCUGUCGGUCAGGGUUUAUUACAAAACAUGCCCCGCCACAGUGAUGGGCCUGGCGUCCUUCCCCGAAACGGUGGCGGGCGGCGAGAACCAGGCUCUGAGGGAGGUGAACGGGAUAUGCGUGGAUAACGCCGUCAGCGAGGAGCUACCUCGCGUGUACUGCACCGUGGAUGGAGAAUGGGUGGUGCUAGUGGGCGAGUGCCAGUGCAAAGCGGGCCAUGAAAAAGUCCAUGACGCGUGUCAAGAAUGUCAGCCCGGCUUCUUCAAAGCGGAAGCUUCUGUUGAGAAGUGUCAGCCAUGUCCUGCCAACUCCCAAGGGCCGGGCUCCGGGACUUUGUUCUGUUCCUGCAUGGAUGGCUUUUUUCGGGCCCCCAACGACCCCCCCACUGGACCGUGCUCAGGCCUCCCCUCUGCUCCCAAAGACCUCAUGGCCACCACCAUACAACUAUCUGCUGGAAAAAUCCUCCUCUCCUGGAGUCCACCAGAUGACAGUGGAGGCCGGACGGACCUGACGUACAGCGUGGAAUGCCAACGCUGCGAGGGCUCCUCCUGUCAGCCGUGCGGGGACAAGAUCCAUUAUGACCCAUCCAGUAACGGCCUGACCGACACUAAAGUGUCAGUGAGCGAGCUGGACGCUCACCUAAACUAUACCUUCACCGUGGAGGCUCACAGCGGAGUGUCCAUGUUUGGCAGUCAGGCAGCGCCUUCCACCAGUGCUCUCACUACCUCGCUGCGCUACACAGAUCCCCCAAAGAUCACCUCCAUUCGAAUGGUGGAGAGAACGGCCACCAAGUUGUCCAUCUCCUGGGACGUGUCUCCUCGACAGCGCUUCCAACUUCGGCCCUUCCGCUAUGAACUAACCUAUCGCAAGAAGGAUGACAAUCUGGACGUGACCACCUACACAGUGCUGAUACUGGAGAAGAGUUCUGUGCAGAUCAGCGAUCUGGCCCCAGGCACGGCCUACCUGUUCAGGGUGCAGGCCCUCAGGAGCGACGGCAGUCCUGGGGACUCCAGUGUAGAGGAACAGUUUGAAACCUCUUCUGCAGAACCGUUGACUCAGAGCAACCCUGCGCUCAUUUUCGGCGUGCCAGUCGCAGGCGCGGCCGUGUUGUUUAUACUGCUCCUGGUCGUCUUCCUCCGCAGACGGAAAAGAAACUCUCAUACCAGACAUGGACCGGAAGACGCCUACUUCUCCAGCCCAGAGCAACUAAAGCCCCUGAAGACCUACGUGGACCCACACACCUACGAGGACCCCAACACGGCUGUACUGAAGUUUGCAACCGAAAUCCAUCCCAGCCACAUCAGCAAACAGAAAGUCAUUGGAGCCGGAGAAUUUGGUGAGGUAUAUCGUGGUAGUCUGAAGGCCCCAGGUAGGACAGAGGUUGCCGUAGCCAUCAAAACACUGAAGCCAGGCUACUCAGAGAAACAGAGGCAGGACUUUCUGGGCGAGGCUUCGAUAAUGGGCCAAUUCUCCCACCAGAACAUCAUCCGCCUCGAGGGGGUGGUCACCAAAUUCAAACACGCCAUGAUUGUGACGGAGUACAUGGAGAAUGGAGCACUGGACAGAUACCUCAGGGACCGUGACGGCGAGAUUUCCUCCUUCCAGCUGGUGGGCAUGCUACGUGGCAUCGCCGCGGGCAUGAAGUACCUCUCUGAUAUGAGCUACGUCCACCGCGACCUGGCUGCUCGCAACAUCCUAGUCAAUAACACUCUAGAGUGUAAAGUGUCCGACUUCGGCUUAUCGCGAGUGCUGGAAGAUGAUCCUGAGGGGACCUACACCACAAGUGGAGGAAAGAUCCCCAUCCGCUGGACAGCUCCGGAAGCAAUUGCAUACAGGAAGUUCACAUCAGCGAGCGACGUGUGGAGUUUUGGCAUUGUUAUGUGGGAAGUGAUGGCGUUUGGCGAAAGGCCCUACUGGGACAUGAGUAAUCACGAGGUGAUGAAGGCUAUCAACGAGGCUUUUAGGCUGCCUGCGCCCAUGGAUUGUCCCUCGGCCGUUUACCAGCUCAUGCUGCAAUGCUGGCUCCAGGACCGCUCCAAGAGGCCGCGUUUCGGGGACAUUGUCAAUCUAUUGGACAAACUGCUGCGGAGUCCAGACUCCCUCAAGGCCAUUGCCGACUUUGACCCACGCGUAUCAAUCCGCUUGCCCAGUGUGAGCGGGUCAGACGGCUCGCCCUUCAGGUCGGUGUCCGAGUGGCUGGAAUCCAUAAAGAUGAGCCAAUACAGUGACAACUUCAGCUGCGCCGGCAUCGUCAGCAUGGACCAAGUCCUGCAGAUGAAGAACGAGGACAUUAAGAAGAUCGGGGUGAGGCUGCCUGGCCAUUUGAAAAGAAUCGCCUACAGCAUUUUGGGCUUAAAGGACCAGACCAGCACCCUGAGCGUGUUCGCAGUGUGAACGCCAUCACAAAGGGAUUUGAAAUCAAGCACUGAAGCAGAGAACCCUUUGGACUCCCAAAUGAGCUGGAGCGAUAGCGCAGGGACGGACGACGCAAGCAAAAACAAACAUCCUGUACGCUUUUUGACGCUCGUAUCAACAAAGACAGCACAGCAAACAUCAGCGAGCAAUGGUGGAAAUACUCAAGUAGACUCCAGUACUCAGUCCUGUUUAAAAAGGAAAAAAAAAAGAAA